Messenger RNA from Gamsiella multidivaricata, 806 nucleotides. RefSeq lists its product as uncharacterized. The record is from RefSeq and is a predicted model, not a curated record. Bases 231 to 683 code for a protein of 150 amino acids. NCBI's taxonomy places the organism in Eukaryota, Fungi, Mortierellomycota, Mortierellomycetes, Mortierellales, Mortierellaceae. Gene Ontology annotation, molecular function: SUMO-specific endopeptidase activity. The transcript is spliced from 3 exons. Gene Ontology annotation, cellular component: cytoplasm; nucleus. Gene Ontology annotation, biological process: protein desumoylation.
GUUCCCGCUUUCAGCAGAAAACACUAAUCCUGAUUAACGCACACACGCUGACAAUAUACAAAUUUACUAAUACAUCCUUAUUGACCUUUCUUUCAUGGAGUAGACCCUAUAUUCUUGUUCUCGAUUCACUUGGAGGCAUCCAUCCUGGGGUUUUCAGGAGCCUGCGGACAUAUUUACAGGAGGAGCUGCUGGCUAGGAAGAAAGUUGAUAAAAUUAUUGACGCCAAAGAAAUGCCCGGGAAGGUGGCAAAGUGCCCACAGCAGGAAAACUUUUGCGACUGCGGAUUGUUUCUACUACAUUAUGCUGAAAUUUUCUUAAAGCAUUCAGGGCCUCUUUUGGAUGGCAUUGUAAACAAAACGGACAAUAUGAACAAAUACUGGAAUGUGGGAGACCUAGCGCUUAAACGCCAAAAAUACCGGGAGCUCAUGGUCGAGCUGACGGAGCAGUACAAGACCUACCUAUUUUCGCAAAAGCAGAUCGAGCAGAUUAAGGAGGCGAAAGCAGACCAAACGCGCGCGCUACCGCAGGAGAACGACCUACACCGUGAGCAGGACUGGGAAAGGAAACAAAAUCAGCGCCAGGGUCAGCACCAGGGUCAGCACCAGGGUCAGCACCAGCAUCAGCGCCAGCAUCAGCACCAGCACCAGCACCACUACCAGCACUAUCAGUACCAGCAACACUGACAUCAGCAACAACCACACCUGGAAAGCAGCAGGUCAGACGUUGCGAUGGAAGAAGAAUAGGGUCUGGGCUAUCAACCAGGCUGAGCGCUGAUACCAUAGAGGAAGAGUACAGGCAGCCCAGUG